AUGGCCUCGAGAUUUAAGGGCCGCGCGCCGCGCAUCACGGAGCACCCCGUGCCGGCGGCGGUGCCGCGCCACGAGCCGGUGACGCUGAGCUGCAAGGCUGACGGCCGGCCCGCGCCCAACGUGACGUGGACCAAGGACGGCGACCGCCUGUCCGGCCUGGGCGCGCACCGCGUGCUGCUGCCCGGCGGCAACCUCUUCUUCCUGCGCGUCGAGCCCGCCGACGCCGGCGUCUACCGCUGCGUCGCCACCAACGGCGCGGGCACCGCCGUGUCCAAGGACGCCAACCUGGAGGUCGCAUUCAUGCGCCACGACUUCCGAGUGCUGCCCGCCGCCCAGCUCGUGUCUGCGGGGGACACCGCCAUGCUGCAGUGCGGGCCGCCGCGGGGCCGGCCGGAGCCCACAGUGUUCUGGAGGAAGGACGGCCGCAAGGUGGACCCGCUGGCCGACAAGAGGGUGCGCCUGGUGGACGGCGCCAACCUCGCCAUCCAGGGCGCGCGGUCCAGCGACUCGGGGCGCUACCAGUGUGUCGCGCAGAACCUGGCGGGGAUCAGGGAGGCGCCGGAGGUGCUGGUGCAGGUGGCAGUGCCGCCCAGCCUGCAGAAGGGCCCCCAGGACACGACGGCGCUCGUCGGCUCGGACGUGGAGUUCCCCUGCUCGGUGACGGGCGACCCUCCCCCGGACGUGCUGUGGCGCCGCAGCAGCGAGGGCCCCCCCGGCGGCGCGGGCCCCACCGCCACCAGUGCUCUAGCCAUGCCGCUGGGCCGCGUGCACGUCACCGAGACCCGCGCGCUCAGGAUCACCAACGUGCAGCUCGGCGACGCCGGCCAGUACGUGUGCGAGGCCGACAACAAGGCGGGCGCCCUCACCGCCGCCGCCACCCUCACCGUCAUCGCCAUGCCCGUGCUGGGCCCCACGCCGCCCGGGCUGCUCACGGUGGAGGAGGGCAGCGACGCCGUGGUGGACUGCGGGGCGCUCGGCUCGCCGACGCCCUCCGUCUUCUGGGCCCUCAAGGGCAACCGGUCGCUUCUGGAGCCCGGCGCCAGCGCGGGCCGCCUGGCCGUCAACCAAUCCGCGCACGGAUCGGCUCUGCUCACCGUCAAGAACGUGAGUCGCGCGGACACCGGCAUGGUCUUGGUGUGCUCGGCGGUGAACGCGGCGGGCGCCCUGGUGGCCCGCACGCGCCUCCUGGUGCUGGGCCUGGAGGAGGUGCCGCCCCCCGUCAUCGAGCUGGGCCCCACCAACCAGACCGUGGCGCCGCACGCCAGCGUGGUGCUGCCGUGCCAGGCCUCGGGGCAGCCCACCGUCGCCUGGUACAAGGACGAGAAGCCUCUCUCGGGAAAGCCGCCCAGAGUCAGGCAGGACUCGGAUGGCUCGUUGCACCUCCAAGCUGUGGAAAUUUCGGACAGUGGAACUUACAAAUGCAUUGUUUCAUCGAAAAGAGGACAUUCAUCUCUAUCUGCUUCGCUGACUGUAUCAAACGCAGCGCCUGACAAAAGUGAGCGGAAGGGAUCCCCCCCAGGCCCUCCCAGCCGGCCCCACAUCGUCAGCAGCACCAACACCAGUGUCACGCUGGCGUGGCGAAGGAACAACAAGGCAGGCUCUUCCCCUCUCGUUGGAUACCAGGUGGAGAUGUUUGGCCCAGAGAAAGACGGAUGGGAAGUAGCAGCUCAGAAAGUCCCCACCUCCACAUACAUGCAAAAAGAUUUGACACCCGGUGUGGCAUACUCGUUUGUGAUUCGGGCUGAAAAUUCGCAUGGUUUCUCUUUACCCUCUGACCUAUCUGUGCCGAUCGUUCUCCCCAUCCACGAAACUGAAGUCAGCAUCGAAUCGGAGCUAGAAGAGGAUGCAUCAGUGGAAGAUGGACCUAUUGUCAGGCUUACAAAAGUCCUUCCUGUGUCUGCUAACUCAGUGAAACUGCUGUGGGAGGUUUUUGAUCCAGAACAAGUGACAGGUCUGAGCAUUUAUUGGAGGUCUGUGAAUGAGGAGUCGCUCCAUACUUUGACAGUUCUGCAGUCUGGUCCUCCAUCACUGGGAUUCAUUGUCACUGGUCUCAGCUGCUACACAAAAUACCAGUUCUUCCUGGUGCCGUUUAAUAGUGUGGAGGAAGGAAGACCUUCAAACAUGCAAGAAGUCCGAACGUUGGCUGAUGCCCCAACUGCUCCACCUUCUCAGCUGGAGGCGAAAUUCCUGAACAUCAGCACCGUUUCCAUCACCUGGACUGCUCCCCCUCCUGCUUCCCAUAAUGGACUUAUUGAAAGCUACGAGGUGGUGGUGAAAGGAGGUGAUCCUCCAGAACUUUUGAGCAACGUCACUCUUGCAGCCGAUACUACUGGUUCUCAGCAGCUAUUGUUGUCAAAUCUGUCGCAGCAAAUGAUUUACCAUGUCGUAGUUGCAGCUGUUACUUCAGCUGGUAGGGGACCCUUUGGUGCUCCUAUCGUCUUCCAGUCUCCAGCUGGACAGAAUCGGCAUGUCACAAAUUCUGAAACAAAUCAUAACCAUUCUUCAAGUAGUCACCCCCCAACACAACAAGACCCUGGAGUAUCUGCUGGAAAUAACAGCAAUGAUCUAGUGACUGAAACAUGGUUUAUGGCUCUCCUUGGAAGUAUGGUUGCAGUCAUGGUGCUGCUGUUUUCGGCUAUUUUGUUCCUUCACCGACGCCAACAUCGUGCCAAGAAAGGAGGAUAUCCACAUUUACAUAUGUAUGAUUCCCGAUCCAAUGGAGGUGUCCUCAGCCUUAAGGUAGCGGAAGCAGAAGCGGAAGUGGAAGGGGCUCCCCUAUGCAUCGCCCCUCGGCCUGGCACUCGAAUGCUUUGGGGUGCCAACAACACUUUGAGUGGAACAGGCUCUAUCAGUGGACCCGAGUAUGCCGAAGCAAGACCUUUAAGAAGUGAAUGUGCAGGGUCUGGUAGCACCUCCGAGUAUGCGGAAGUGAGAAGCAAGUACUCGUUGCUAAGUACCUUCCAGGGCCAGUACCCAGGACAUGCAGACAGGUGCCGACCCCACAGUGGCAGCGGUGGCGGACGUUGCCGAGUGGAUUACAUUGAGGGUGGAGGCCCCUGCAGCUGUGAUUGUGAAUCGCAGUGUUGUAGUGGCAGCAACAGUGCCAGUGGUGUUUCGGAUGGGUCUGGUAGCACUGUGGCAUACGCAACCACCACCCUGGUGGAAAGUGGACAGUCUAUGCCUUCUUCGUUAAUCAGCCCCCCUCCUAAUCUACCUUUCCCCUCUUUAAGCUGGAAUCGCAGCUGUGAACCAGCACCCUGCACUCCUCACAUCAAGAGAGGCCAUGCCGGCCACUAUUCAGACACCUACCAACAAAACGAAGUAUCCAAAGGUACAGGUCCUAAACGAGCUACUACCCUAAAUUUUAAAGGACAACCAUGGCAAAAGAAUCGCAGCCACAUUCAACCCAACAAGAAUUCUCCACCACAUUUUGUGCCAUCACAGCUUCAGUCUGGCCUUGCAUUUUUAAGAACUCCCCAAUACAAUGACUAUGCUUUUUGUCAACCCCACCAAUGAACCAGGGCAAAGGAAAUACGUACAUUGUUCUCUCCAUGAGAUUUCACCUGAGAAAUAUCAGAUAAGUGAUGGUGUUUAGAAUUUUGGUUUGAUACAUUAUUAUGUUAAUAUUGUGUGUAAACCUUUCAGCUCUGAAAGCACUUGCGGUGCAGGUGCACUCUAUUAGGUUUUUGUGCAGUCCCCAGGCAUUAUCCUUCAUAUACUGUAUGUAAUUUAGGCCAGUUAAAAUUUUGUAGAGCAAUGGGCUAUGAUAACUAAUAUUUAUUAUUGUUUAUGUACGAGUUCUGGGACUAAACAAGUUGUACAGACAACCAUCAAAUCAGGAAUUCAGGAAUUUAGAAGUCUAAAAUCUAGUCAGAUUUUAAAGUUUUUGUUUGCUUGGAUUUCAUAUGUUGUGCUUUGUAAUUUGUGUCACAUAUGGAGUGCAGUGGUCGUAUUUUAGAAUUCUUAAAUAGACUGUACCUAGUGAUAUGACUCUGAAGUGAUUUGUAAACUAGUGAAUUGAAAGGAAAAUGAAAUAUCGAAAGUAAACCAUGUUGUGCACUUGUAGGAGCUGUAGGACAGGAUCUUUGUGGAAUAUUCGAUAAUCAUUGUCACUAGCUUGGUUUAUUCAAUGUUUCAGAAAAAAAAAAAAAAAGCUAUAUAACCAGUUGAAGAACAGGUUAUUUUGUGUAGAAACAUUGGUAAACCUACCAUAUUUUUCCUGUAUUCUAGUCACAGUAAUUUUAUUGUUAAUUAAAGCUCUCCUGGAGAUUCUGGAGCAAGAUAAGCAUUGUAAAUUGAUUGUGAAAUAAUUGUUAUAGAAUAUUUAUGUGUCCAAAUAGUCUACGCCUAUGGCCGAUCUGUACAUACCUAGGAUGUGCUGUUACAGUAAUUGUGUACAUAGAUAAAAAUGUGAUGAUUUAAGUCUGUAAAAUUUCAGUUAUCAAAUACUGAUUUGUACAAAUAAAAGAGUUACUUGUUUUUAAAAGUUGUCUAUUUACACUUGAAUGGCCAUGUCAACAUUUUCCUCAGUUCACUUUUUGAACAAAAACAAAAAAGAGGUGGCUGAGUGCGCAAAGGUAGCGUUGACGCCCCUGAUCGAGUCGGUUUCAGAGUAGGAUGGGAAAGCAUUAAAAAGCUAGUCUUGGCAGAUUUACAAGUUCUAUUUCAUAAAUAACAUGAUGAAUCCAUUAAAAAAUGUAGUCCAAUUUUGCUUAAAAAAAUAGAGAUUGCUCCUCUUCCAAGGUUGAGACAAAUCCCAGUAACUAUCAUUUGCCAUUUUUAUAUAUACAUUCACCUUUUCAUCAUUUGUACCUUGUGAAGAAGUACUCUUCCAACUGUAAAUAGGCUACCUAGAGCUUCACCCAUAAAUUCUAUUAACAAUAGAGUAACGAUGUUGGAACACACAGUAUAAACAAGGUAAUUCUAAAACAACGGAUAUUGAUAAAAUUUGAUUAAAAAAUUUGUUCUAAGAAACUUGAUCAUAAGUACUGAAGGACAGAUUGGCAGCAGUUUGAUUUACAAGAUGAAUACUUUCAAAGCCCCCAUGCCCAUGAAAUGAGACUGAAAAUUACAGACAUG
Thrips palmi is the source of this 5079-nucleotide messenger RNA. Its product is annotated as roundabout homolog 2-like. Gene Ontology annotation, molecular function: protein binding. NCBI's taxonomy places the organism in Eukaryota, Metazoa, Arthropoda, Insecta, Thysanoptera, Thripidae. Gene Ontology annotation, cellular component: axon; plasma membrane. The record is from RefSeq and is a predicted model, not a curated record. Bases 1 to 3516 code for a protein of 1171 amino acids. Gene Ontology annotation, biological process: cell-cell adhesion; axon guidance. The transcript has 18 exons.